AUGUCAACAAAAAGUACUACCACAACAGAUCUUACAUGCGAGUCUGGAAUCCUUAACAUCCCAGCCGCUGCUCCCCUGGCCAUAAACCCAGGAAGGCUAAAUCAAACCAUAUUGGAAACCGGCACUGCUUACGGAGGUGUCGCGAGAUGGGGGUCGCAAGAACACGAGUUCGGAAUGAGAAGGUUGGCGGGCACCGAAGAAGAUGGCAAAAUGAGAGGCUGGUUCAUAAAGGAAUGCGAGGGACUCGGAUGUAAAAUCAAAGUUGACCAAAUUGGAAACAUCUUCGCUAUCUUCCCGGGGAAGAACGGGGGUAAUCCAACUGCAACAGGCUCUCACCUUGACACGCAGCCUGAAGCGGGCAAGUACGACGGAAUUCUCGGGGUUUUAGCUGGGCUAGAAGUCCUGAGAACUUUCAAAGAGAACAAUUACACUCCUAAUUACGACGUCUGCGUCGUAGUGUGGUUCAAUGAAGAAGGUGCUCGGUUCGCGCGGUCUUGCACUGGGUCUAGUGUCUGGUCUCACGAUUUGCCUCUGAAGGAUGCCUAUGAACUCAUGUCGAUCGGCGAAAGCAUCCCAGAAAGCGUGUACGAAUCUCUGAGCAAGAUUGGCUACAUUGGCGAAGUGUCCGCUUCAUAUCAAGAGAACGCCAUUGACGCGCACUUCGAACUUCACAUCGAACAAGGACCAAUCCUUGAGGAUGAGAAGAAAGAAAUUGGAAUUGUCACCGGCGUCCAAGCUUACCGCUGGGAGAAAUGCACAGUAUUUGGUGUUGGCGCACACGCAGGUACUACACCCUGGAGGUGCAGAAAAGACGCGCUGCUGGCAUCCUCGAAAAUGAUCGUCGCCGCAUCCGAAAUUGCCAAAAAACACCAAGGUCUCAUGACAUGUGGUGUCAUUGAUGCCAAGCCAUACUCAGUGAACAUCAUCCCUGGUGAAGUCUCCUUCACUAUUGAUAUCAGACAUCCUUCUGAUGAGGUCGUAGCAAAGAUUUUCUCCGAAGUUCAUGCACAAUUUGACCUUAUUGUAAAAGACAACGUUGCAGGCGCCCUAACCUAUGAUCUAGAAGUCUUGCAGGUCUCGCCAGCCGUAAACUUCAACGAAGUUUGUAUUGAAUGCGUGUCAAGAUCUGCGCUAGCUCAGUUUCCAGCCUCUAAGGUUCGUCAAAUAUGGUCAGGUGCCGGCCAUGAUUCCUGUCAAACAGCAUUGCAUGUUCCAACCUCGAUGAUCUUUAUUCCUUCAAAAGACGGGCUUUCUCAUAACUUCUAUGAGUAUUCGUCAGCCGAAGAAGUCGAAAACGGUUUCAAGGUGCUGUUACAGGCCAUUGUGAACUACGAUAAUCAUAGAGCUAUCAGAGGCUACUAA
Lachancea thermotolerans CBS 6340 is the source of this 1362-nucleotide messenger RNA. RefSeq names its product M20 family metallo-hydrolase. The record is from RefSeq and is a predicted model, not a curated record. The transcript has a single exon. The coding region runs from base 1 to 1362 and encodes 453 amino acids. Gene Ontology annotation, molecular function: hydrolase activity, acting on carbon-nitrogen (but not peptide) bonds, in linear amidines. Lineage: Eukaryota; Fungi; Ascomycota; Saccharomycetes; Saccharomycetales; Saccharomycetaceae.